CGCGUCCAUGCAGCCCCGUCGGCCCCAGCCGCCCGCGCCCCGGUCGAGGGCCCCACGUCCAGCCGCCCGGCUGCUCGCUCUGCAGGUGCUGCUUGCCCUCCAGGGCGCGGCGACGAUGCCCUCGGGGCCAGGGCAGCCCCCGGAUGCGGGGCUCUCGCGCGGGCUCCUACAGCAGGCGGCGCGCGCGGCGCUGCACUUCCUCAACUUCCGCGCCGGCUCGCCCAGCGCCCUUCGAUUGCUGGCGGCUGUGCAGCAGGGCCGCGCGCGGGUCGAUUCACAAAGGGGAUGUAAAGUUGACCUGGUGUUUAGCACAGAGCGCUACAACCAGGAGGAAGGUGAGGAGCAUUUGGGGAAAUGUUCUGCUAAUGUGUUCUUCAAGAAUCAGAAACCCAGACCAGCCAUUAAUGUCACCUGUACAAGGCUCAUGGACCAGAAGAAAAGACAACAAGAUGAUUACCUGCUUUACAAGCAAAUGAAGAAACUGAAGAAUCCCUUGGAUGCGGUCAGCAUACCUGAUAGCCAUGGAUAUAUCGAUCCCUCACUGAGACCCAUCUGGGACUUGGCUUUUCUUGGCAGCUCUUACGUGAUGUGGGAAAAGACGAGUCAGUUUUUACACUACUACUUGGUCCAGCUUAGUAGUGUGAAGCAGUGGAAAACUAAUGAUGAUGUGAUUGAUUUUGAUUAUACUGUACUACUUCACGAAUUCCCAACACAGGAAAUCAUUCCCUGUCUUAUUCACCUGGUCUGGUACCCUGGAAAACCACUUAAAGUGAAGUACCGCUGUGAAGAGCUACAGACCUCAGAAGAAGCCUCUGGAACUGCAGAAGGAUCAGCUAUGGAACUAACACAGCUUAGUAACUUCUAAAAUUAAAAAGGACCUGCUUAUACCAAAUUGCCAACCAACUGACUGUACUAACUUGUUACUCUAGUACAACAGCUAAGGUCUGGGUAUCAUAACUUAGCAGUCCUCAGCAGGUUCAAGGUUUUAGCCCUAAAAUGCAAAAUCCAUCAAUUAGUAUAUAUUGCAAAUGGAUCAAUAAUUAUUUUUCUUAAAAUAUAGUUUCAUCUCUGAAUCUGUAUUUCUUAUUGUGAACAUAGUAUUGCUAUUUUUAUGUUGCUGAAUUGCUCCUUCCUAGUAUGUCAACAAAUAUAUUUGCAAUAAAGUAAUCUGUAGGAAAAAUA
Messenger RNA from Heterocephalus glaber (naked mole-rat), 1182 nucleotides. It is a transcript of the gene Rarres1, whose product is annotated as retinoic acid receptor responder 1. Lineage: Eukaryota; Metazoa; Chordata; Mammalia; Rodentia; Bathyergidae. Gene Ontology annotation, molecular function: metalloendopeptidase inhibitor activity. The record is from RefSeq and is a predicted model, not a curated record.